This is a messenger RNA of Alosa sapidissima (American shad), 936 nucleotides long. RefSeq names its product olfactory receptor 52E4-like. The transcript has a single exon. The record is from RefSeq and is a predicted model, not a curated record. Gene Ontology annotation, biological process: G protein-coupled receptor signaling pathway. Gene Ontology annotation, molecular function: olfactory receptor activity; G protein-coupled receptor activity. The coding region runs from base 1 to 936 and encodes 311 amino acids. NCBI's taxonomy places the organism in Eukaryota, Metazoa, Chordata, Actinopteri, Clupeiformes, Clupeidae. Gene Ontology annotation, cellular component: membrane.
AUGGACAACGUUUCAAAUGUAUCGUCAGUGUUGACACUUCAAGGCUUCGAUGUACCACAGGAAACGUCUUUCCUGGCUUUUCUUCUGGCCACACUAGGAUAUAUGGUUAUUGUGUUCUGCAACCUUCUUCUGCUCAUUACCAUCAUUCUCAACAAGAAUCUUCAUCAUCCAAUGUACUUUCUUCUGAUAAACAUGCCAAUCAACGAUCUCAUUGGCUCAUCAGCCCUAUUUUCUCAGAUCUUCAGGGAGUUUUUGUCUAACUCCAAAUCUAUAGAGUUCCCUGCCUGUGUCACUCAAGCCUUUUUCAUUCACAUCUAUGCCACAGGGGUCGUGUUUAUUUUAGCAGCCAUGGCCUAUGACAGAUACAUUGCCAUAUGCAGACCACUGCAGUAUGCCACGAUAAUGACCAAUGCCCACCUCAUGAGGAUCAUUGCUCUAGUCUGGGGUUCGAAUUUGAUUUUGAUUGGAGUGCUUUUCAUCCUCCUUCUGAGGCUACCUCGCUGUAGAAAUAAUGUAACUCACACUUACUGUGACAAUCCAUCAUUGCUAAGGCUGAUGUGCGGAGACACAACCAUUAAUAACAUCUAUGGUCUCCUGACUGUGUCUUGCACACAGCCAAUAACUGUGGGUCUCAUUCUGUACACUUACCUGCAGAUUCUGAUCACUUGUUUCAGAAGCAAAAGCACAGACACAAGAAGCAAAGCCAUGCAAACAUGUGCAACACAUCUUGUUGUUUUUCUCCUUUUUGAGUGUUUAGGGCUUUUUACUAUAAUUUCUUACAGGAUACAAAACAUGUCUCCUGGCCUUACAAAGUUUAUUGGUGUUUCAGCUUUAAUAUUUCCGCCUACCCUGAAUCCAAUUAUUUAUGGAAUCAAUACAAAGGAAAUCAGGAAAAGAGCUAUCAUGCUCUUUAAGAAAAAUUUAUUCCCAAUGUGA